Messenger RNA from Aureobasidium melanogenum CBS 110374, 1617 nucleotides. RefSeq lists its product as uncharacterized. Gene Ontology annotation, molecular function: hydrolase activity. The record is from RefSeq and is a predicted model, not a curated record. Gene Ontology annotation, cellular component: endoplasmic reticulum. Gene Ontology annotation, biological process: GPI anchor biosynthetic process. The annotation marks the transcript as partial. The transcript has 2 exons. NCBI's taxonomy places the organism in Eukaryota, Fungi, Ascomycota, Dothideomycetes, Dothideales, Saccotheciaceae.
CGACGUCUGUUAAGACUACCAACCGCCAUCUUCUUGCUGUGGUUUUUUGUAUUGCUAUGGGGUGAGCGCACUGCCUUUAGUAGCAGUAUUGAUGCCUGCAAUUGGGACCAAUGGGAGAAAUGGCCUUCAGAUGCGCAACCUCACCGCAUUGCCCUGAUCGCCGACCCUCAGCUCGUUGACCCACACACAUAUCCUGGUCGACCAUGGCCCCUCUCCUCGUUGACCAUUGCUGCGACCGACAAGUACAUCAAGCGAUCCUACUAUCUGCUACAACGCCACAUCGAUCCUGACACCACUUUGUUCUUGGGUGACUUGUUUGAUGGAGGAAGAGAAUGGUCUACACACUUCGAAGGCUUUCAGCCAUCCGAGCAGCAAUGGAAAAAAUAUGGCGACAACUACUGGCUCAACGAAUACGACCGCUUCGGCAAGAUAUUCUUUGAUCAAAACCAGGUUACUGGAGGUCUGCCUGCCCACAAGGUCAAGAAGUUCGUCGCCAGUCUACCCGGCAACCACGACUUGGGCUUUGGAAACGGCGUUCAAGUGCCGAUCCGAAACCGCUACCAAGCCUACUUUGGCGAAGGUGACAGGAUAGAUGUCGUAGGAAACCACACCUUUGUCAGCAUCGACGCCGUAAGCUUGAGUGCCAUGGGCCAACCAGACAGUUCUCCAGAGCUUUGGAAUGCUACUAUGGAGUUUCUUGACAAUGCCCAAGACCUCAAAUACAAGGCUGUGCGCGCAGAGCUCAAAGAACGACAGGGCCUGAUACCACACAGAAGAUGGGCUCACGAAGUCACGCAUCCUCGGGAUCUAGGUCGCCUGCCUACCAAGGAAGAGCUAGCGAAAGAGUCGAAGCCUGAAUUUCCAACGAUCCUCCUCAGUCAUGUACCCCUGUACCGCCCAGAGGGCACUCCUUGUGGUCCCCUUCGCGAAAAAUACCCGCCUAGAGCGCCGAACCUCGAGAUCGACAAGCCCAAUGCCAUACGUAUUGCCGGCGGCUAUCAAUACCAGAAUGUCUUGACGCAGGAGAUUUCUACCAUAGUUGCUCAGAAAAUUGGUAACAUUGCUCAUGCCUUUACUGGUGAUGAUCAUGAUUACUGUGAGGUUACGCAUCCAUAUUACGCCUCGAGACACGAUAGAGGUAUUCAUGAGAUCACAGUCAAGAGUAUAAGUUGGGCGAUGGGCGUCCGCAAACCAGGUUUCGUACUAGUCAGUCUCUGGAACCCAGUCGAUGGAAACGGGGAAUCUCUUCGAGACGGACCGACGCUGCAAACCCACCUUUGCCUCCUGCCAGACCAGCUCAGCAUUUUUAUCGUCUAUGGCAUCCUUGCGGCGUUCUCGAUAAUCGCCCUGGCCAUCAACACCUUGGUCCAAGUCAGAAAUGAAGAAGCCGCAGCUUCAAUGCCAAACUUCCUUCCAACAACGGAGCCGAACACAUACACAAAACCACGCACUCGCUCUCCCUCAGGCGCAACAAACUCCAUGUCCUCCGAACAUUCGAAUGGCAAACUCUCCGCUCGCUCUGCAAAUGCCAGAACCCGCAGCGUCAGUCCAGCACCAGGCUACGGUCUGCCUACAGCUCGACCCACCGGAACACCACUGAUAGAAAAAGCGGGAUAU